Molecule: messenger RNA, 5432 nt
Organism: Amphibalanus amphitrite
Lineage: Eukaryota; Metazoa; Arthropoda; Thecostraca; Balanomorpha; Balanidae
Exons: 2
Coding region: 167-4978 (1603 amino acids)
Biological process (GO): response to oxidative stress
Molecular function (GO): peroxidase activity; heme binding
Source: RefSeq, a predicted model, not a curated record
GAGGUCGGCCGGCCGGCUGUCGGCCGUUCCUACGAUGGUGGCUGAGUGACCAACACCACCAGGAGGACAGGACGCGCACGUGCAGCACCAGGAGGACACCCCGGACAUCUGUGGAGAGGACGCGAUUCGUCCUCCGAGGAGACGGUCCGCAGCACCGUCCGCCAGCAUGGCCAGAACAUGGGCCUGCAUCGCGGUGCUCCUGUGCGUCGCAGCGGCACGGGUUGCCGCGCAAUGCAACUGCAAGACGGUACCGCAGUGCCCGCAAGUUUUUAGCGGCGGCAAGGUGACGCCCUGCAUCAUGCCCAACAACAAGGGCAUCGGACUCUGCUGUCCAGCCUCCAAGUCGCCGGCGCCGGCGCCCACGACUCCCGCGACCACGCCCGCGCCUACUCCGGCUCCUACACCAGCUUCUACACCUGCACCAACACCGGCUCCGACGCCGGCCCCGCCGCCGUCACCGCCACCAGCCGCGGCCGCUCCCAAACCUGCGGGGCCCGCGGCCCCGAAGCCGCCGGCCGGCUUUCCGUCGUUCCCCAAGUUCCCCGGCUUCCCGUUCUUCCCGCCGCCGGGUUUCCCGCCGGUGCCUCCCAAGGCGGCGGGCGCCGGUCAGCCGCCGCUGGCUGCCAGCCAGGUCUCCAUCAGCCGAACGGCGAGUGAACCGGAGCCGGGUGUCAAGAGCAACCCCAACGUGCUCACCGCGCGCAGCAUCCCGCACAACCUGAACAGCGGACCGCUGUCCAUCGCCGGCGUCAAGCCCAGUCCCGAGCCGCCCGCGCCAUCACCGUCGCCACCUGCACCGCAGCCACCAGUGCCAGCCGCCCAAGGCGCGACACCGGCCAAGCCUUCGCCCCUGGACUUCUUGAAGUUCUUGCAGAUGAGAGGAAUUAAGCCACCACCUGGACUUAACUUCGAAGCUCUGAAGCAAAGCGCCCCCGGAGCAUCCAGCUCCGGCUCGGCACAGUCCAGCUCUCAGUCCCAGAGCCCUACAAAGCCCGAGCCGCCGCAGCCUUCCCCUGCAGCUCCGAGCCCACAGCCAUCCCCGGAGCCUAGUGCACAGCCUGCGGAGCCCUCACCGGCGUCCCCGUCGGCUGGCGGCGCUGGAGGUCAGGGAGGUCAGGGAGGCUCAGGCUCUUCGUCUGCUGCAGAACCCGCUCCCGGACAGGAGCCCGGAGCACCGGCCGGCGGAGGCCCGAGCGGACCGCCCAAACUGCCCCCGGGUGCUUUCCCGCCUCCGAAGCCGGGCUUCCUUCCAUUCGGACCCUUCAAGCAGUCUGGACUGCCUGUGCCCUUCCCAGGUUUCCCUCCCGGUCUUCCUCCCAGUUUCAAGGGACAGCCGCCUCCAUUCGUACCUAAGUUGCCGUUCCCCUUCCCAAAACACCUCUUCCCACCGAAGCCCUCUGCCACUCCAGCGGCUGAGGCCAGUGCCUCACCAAAGCCCAGCGCAGCCCCUGGCCAGAGCCCUGAUCCGUCUGCAGGGGGUCCGGCUGCCCCCGAGCCGACGCCUGCCGUCGACCCCACACCGAAGGCUCCAGGCGGUCCGCAGGCAGCGCAGGGAGGCCAGUCUGGCGGUGCCUCCGCACCACAGCCAGGAGGCCCUGGAAAGGUGCCGAGGCCGGUCUUCCCGCCACGUUUCCCGGGAUUCCCUGGAUUCCCAGGAUUUCCGGGUUUCCCAGGCAGGAAACUCAGCACCGCUGGAGUUAAGGUGUCCCCUCUCGGUGGCAUUAUCAACCCGGGCGCUAAUGAAUUGGGAAAGCCUACCAGUGGAGCUGGCGCAGGACAGCCAGGCGGCCCCAGUGGAAGCAGCGGUGCAGGACAGCAGGGAUCCCAGCCGGGCACGGGACCAGGAGCACAGUCCACCGCACAAUCAGCCUCGCAGUCCACGCAGCAGCCCGGCGCACAGUCUGGACCCCAACAGGGACAACAGCCUGGAUAUCAGCCGGGACAGCAGCCGGGACAGCAACAAGGACAGCAGCCGGGGCAGCAACAAGGACAGCAGCAAGGACAACAGCUGGGACAGCAAGGACAACAGCUGGGACAGCAGGGACAGCAGGGACAGCAGCAAGGACAACAGCUGGGACAGCAGGGACAGCAGCAAGGACAACAGCUGGGACAACAAGGACAGCAGCAGGGACAGCAGCCAGGACAGCAACAGGGACAGCAACAAGGACAGCAGCAGGGACAGCAGUCCGGGCAACAGCCAGGAUCUCCACCAGGAUUCUCAGGACUUCCUGGAAGACCCACUGCUCCCGGACAGCCAGGAGCUGGAGGACCCGGUGCCGGACUUCCUCCUCCAGGUGCAUUCAAGAUUGGUGCCAACGCCCUGGGAAGAACUCCUCCCGCUGCACCAUCGCCGGACGUCCCAGCGGCCUCAAUCAUCGCAAGUCAGCCAGGCGCUCCUCCGGGUGGCUUCAAAAUCAAUGCCAACGCCCUGGGAAGAGUUCCCGCUCCCGAGCCAUCCUCCAGCCCUGCAGCUGUGCCAAUCACAGGAUCUCCUAGCCGUCCUCCUACUCCUGCAUCUCCUAGCGGUUUCCAGUUCGGAGGAAGUGCUGUAGGAAGGCCCUCCCCCACCGCUAGCAGAAACAUCCCUGGCCAGUUUGUCCAGCCGACCACGGCCGCUGCCCGCCCUGGCGUUUGUGUGCCACUCGUCCUCUGUCCACCGCUUGUGGCCAAGCAGGACAUGCUCUACUCCAACUGGUGUCGUCUUCGUGACGGCUCGCUCGGAUUCUCGUGCUCGUUCGAGGGCACCAAGCUGCCAAGCGUGUCAACUGGCCUGUCUUCACGGUCCACAGUCGGCACUGGUCCAGGAUCACCACUGGCGAACAUGAGGCCUAUGAACAUCUAUACCACUGGCUCCCGUGACUUCCGUAAGGCAACCGAGGAAGCGAACCAAUACUUGAACGACGCCAGUCUUGCAGCCGAGGAAUUCGUUAACCAGCAACAGAUCACCGCAAACAACCUGAGGUCAACAGGUCAAGCACCGGCUGUUAACAGCCCAGCAAACCUGUACGCCUGGAACACACAGUGUAGUGUCGACGCCGCGGAAGUUGGACUAUGGGCACUGCACUCUCUGAGCACCGUGCAGAACCUUGAGAUCCUGGCUCCAGGCACCGUGCAAAAGAUCAAGAGCACAGGACCGGAUGGCCCUGCUAAUGCCGCCGAAGCUGCCGUCGCCGCCCUGUAUGCUGGAACAUCUCCAGAACCGACGCCUGACCAGCUACCGCUGAUCGUGCCAGACUGUGAACCCGCCCAGGAGAUCUUCUGCGAGCCGAGCAACUACCGCAUGAUCAACGGUCAGUGCAACAAUCUCAAGAAACCUCAUCUUGGCAGCGCCAUGAUCGGCCACAAGCGUCUCAUGAGCGAUACCUUCGACGACGGCAUCUUCGCGCUGCGCACCAAGACGAUCCGUGGCGGAGAGUUGCCGAGCGCUCGGAUCGUCAGCGAACGUGUCCUAGACACACUGAGCAACGAGCUGCGCGACUGGACGCUGUCGCUGAUGCAGUUCGGUCAAUUCGUCGCCAAUGACCUGACCAAGACGCACGUCUUCCGGCUCACUGAGACCGAGGGCCUUGAGUGCUGUCUGAACAACGGUUUCGUUUUCCCCGCGCCGGCCCGGCACCCGCAGUGCAUUCCGAUUCCGAUCAAGAUCACGGAUCCGUUCUACGGCCAGUUCGGUCAGCGGUGCAUGACCAUGACACGCUCUCUGCCAGCUCCGGAGCCAGAUUGCGUUGCCCGUCCCGCGAAGCCACUGAACGAGUACACCUCCUUCCUCGACGCAUCACAGAUCUACGGCAGUGACCCGAAGGUCACCGAAGAGCUGCGUCUGUUCCGCGAAGGUCUCAUGAUCACCAGCGAGGUCGGUGACCUGAUGCCGAUGACUGGACCGCCUGGCCCCGAGAUGCCGUGCCGCGCUGGAGUCUGCUUCCUGGCUGGUGAUUCGCGUGUCAACCAGCACAGCGGUCUGGCUGUCAUCCACACCAUCUGGCUGCGCGAACAUAACAGGAUUGCGCGCUCGCUCAUCAAGCGCCACCCGGACUGGAAUGACGACCAGCUGUUCGAGGAGACACGUCGCAUUGUGAUUGCCGAGUGGCAGCACAUCGUGUACAACGAAUACCUGCCGGCUAUCCUCGGCUUCGACUAUGCCGACGCACACGGCCUCCUGCCUUUCCAGAAGGGCUUCUCCAACUACUACGACGAAAAGAUUGACCCGACCACUUCCGUGGCGUUCGAGUCUGCCGCCAUGCGCUUCGGCCACAGCAUGGUCCGCGACAUGUACGACUUGCUGGACGCCAACGGUCAGGUGUUCCGCGUGGUCAACCUCACCACCACCUUCUUCGAGCCGACCAUCGUGACAGACGGCUUCGUCGGCCAUGCGCGCACCCUGGUGGCCCGUCGCUCCGAGGCGGUGGACACCAGUGUGGCCAAGUCGAUCCAGCAGCAGCUGUUCACCACCAACUUCCAGUACGGUCUGGACCUGAUCGCCAUCAACAUCCAGCGUGGUCGCGACCACGGCACGCCCACUUACGCCCAGGCGGCCGAGGCGUGCGGCGUGGUCCAGGUCCACUACUGGGGAGACCUGCACCGUGUCAUGGAGUCCAAGACCAUCGACAAGCUGCGCUCUGUGUACGACGACCCGCGUGACGUCGAUCUCUUCGUCGGAGGAAUCGCCGAGAAACUGGCGCCUGGCGCUCAGGUCGGUCCGACCUUCCAGUGCCUGAUCGCGCAGCAGUUCUUCGACCUCCGCUACGGAGAUCGGUUCUUCUACGACAACGGCGGCCUGCCGCACAGCUUCACCGAGGUACAGCUGGGCGAAAUCCGGAAGACCAGCUGGGCGCGCAUCCUCUGCGACACCCUCGGUGCCGACGUCGUCAACGGCUUCAGCAAGGUGCAGCCGCUGGCGUUCCUCACCACACUGGGUCGCAACCAAGUGCUCAGCUGUAACACGCUGGCGAUCCCGCAAGGAGAACUUAGCGCGUUCUGAGCAUCCAUUUGAUAUUUAAGCAUUGCUUAGAGUGUGUCGUUAAAUUUGAACAUACUGCCGUGGGUUUGUUGCCAAAGUAUUUAUAUGAAGUCGAUCUUCUCAAUCACGAAGGACUGUGGCGAAUGUUUUCGGAAUGUGACACCACUCACUGUAAAAACGUCGAGGAUGACGAAACACUGUGUUCACCGGUGCGAUUAAUAAAGCUAUGACGUCACAAUGUGACUGGCUGUGCCGUAACAGGUUUGUGAGUGAGCAUAUUGAGCACCCCGUUCCCAAGAACAUCGAGAGACUUGCUCCCCGACGCCCGCAGUCGAGGGAAGCGCCCGACCAACCCAGAGAACGAGAAUGACCCAGAGUAGCUGUUGUGUUCUACUCGCAGUUUGCAUGUCUGUAUAUAAGAUGUGUGGAUAUUUCGUUGUAAUAAUACAUUGCCAAUAAAUGUUGCCGUUUAUGA